CACCGGUUGCAGUCAGUUAUUAACGAGCGCUACUCCCGGCAGCAACACAUCAGCAGCAGCAGCAGCAGAAGCAGCAGCAGCAGCCACGUACCCUCAGCAGCUCAAGUCACUCAAAAAAAUAAAGAGAGAAAGGAAUACACCAAAGAAAGAGAUAGCAGGACAAGAGAGAGCAACACACACACUCGAUAUUUUCAACAUUUUGAGUCGGAGAGCGGCCAACGGCAAACGAAUUCAGUUUGUGUCGAGACGUUGUCCGAGGCACGUCGCAAUUCAUAAGAGCGCUACAAUCCCACAGAUACAAAUUUACGCAGAUAUAUAGAUACACAAGUGCCAAAGCCAACAACAAAAGUGCAGUUUUUGAGAUACAAAAAAAGAAAGAAAGAAUAUCAACUACCAAAAUAUAACCAAAAAAUAAACCAGACAAGUGCAAUGUCUUCCACAUCGGCCUCGCCCAUCAGCAACAUAACCGUGGACGACGAGCUCAACUUAAGCGGAGAACAAGACUUUGCUGAGGAGGAUUUCAUAGUGAUCAAGGAGGAGCGCGAAACGAGUCUCUCUCCAAUGCUGACGCCACCGCACACGCCCACCGAGGAGCCACUGCGGCGAGUCCAUCCUGCAAUCAAUGAGGAGGCGGUGGCCACCCAGCUGCACAUGCGACACAUGGCCCACUACCAGCAGCAACAGCAGCAGCAGCAACAGCAACAACAGCAGCAGCAGCAGCAACAUCGCCUCUGGCUGCAGAUGCAGCAGCAGCAACAUCCGGCUCAGUAUCCAGUUUAUCCCGGCAGCCCCGCCGAUCCCGUGGCCGUGCAUCAGCAGCUGGUGAACCAUUGGAUCCGCAAUGCAGCUCUCUACCAGCAGCAUCAGCAGCAGCAACAGCAGCAGCAGCAUCCUCACCAUGGCCAUCAUGGACACCAUGGGCAUCCCCAUCAUCCCCAUCAUGCGCAUCAUCCCCACCAUGUUCGUCCCUAUCCCGCUGGUCUGCACACCCUCCAUGCCGCCGUUGUGGGUCGCCACUUUGGAGCCAUGCCCGGCCUGAAGCUGAGUGGCUCCAGUGGAGCACCAGCAGGAGCUGGAACUGGUAGCAGUCGGCCAAAGAAGCAGUUCAUCUGCAAGUACUGCAAUCGGCAGUUCACCAAGUCCUACAACCUUUUGAUCCACGAGCGAACCCACACCGAUGAGCGUCCCUACUCCUGCGAUAUCUGCGGCAAGGCCUUCCGGCGGCAGGAUCACCUCCGGGAUCAUCGCUACAUUCACUCCAAGGACAAGCCCUUCAAGUGCAGCGAUUGCGGCAAGGGUUUCUGUCAGUCGCGUACUUUGGCUGUGCACAAGGUUACCCACUUGGAGGAGGGUCCCCACAAGUGUCCCAUCUGCCAGAGAAGCUUCAACCAGAGGGCUAACCUAAAGAGUCACCUGCAGAGUCACAGCGAGCAGAGCACCAAGGAGGUGGCUUCCACCACCAAUGUGCCAAGCCAGGCAUUGAGUUCGCCUCAACCUGAGAACUUGGCACAACAACAGCACCUGCCCGUCCUGGAUCUCUCUUCCUCCUCAUCUACCUCCUCCACUGUCUCUGUUUCGGUCUCCGAGAAGCCCAAGAGAAUGCUGGGCUUCACCAUUGACGAGAUCAUGAGCAGAUAGAUUGUUAGGAGAGCUCGAAAACCCAACACAACCUGGUUUCUGUUGAGAGAGAUUCAGAGAGUAUCGUCGACGCCGCCAGGCAUGGGAAAUGCCUGGAAUGGAAAACCGAGUCGAAAGCUGGCCAAAGGUGGAAACCGCUAAAGCCUCGCCAGCAGCAGCAGCAGCAGCACAAAGCGCAGCCCCAGUGAGAAGUAGCUGUAGUCGAACAGUCAGUCAUCCGCCGUGCAAUUAAUUAUUGCAUAAAAAAAGAAAGAAGAAAAUUUAAACAAAUGCCAAAGUCCAAAUAGCAGAGGGAAAAACCUGAUGAAAAUCCAGGGAGAAAAGAAAGUAUCCUACACAAGGAAGACAAACAAAAAACACAAUUCCAAAACACAUACACAAUUGUAAACUAAAUAAAAUCCUAAAUAUAAUUGUAAACUAUACUAUAACUAUUAUUAUUAUUAUUAUUAUUAUUGUACCUUAUAGUUUGUAAAUGUUAUGUUUCCCAUAGUUCAAUCAAAUCAAAACUAAAAACUAAACCCAGAGACAUACAAAACCUCAAGCCCAACUUGGUUAUUGAAGAAAGACUGUUUUAAUAAUUAUUGUAUUUAUAUAAUUAUUUAUAGUUUAAUAGUUGUAAUAGUUCACAAAUUACACUUGAAUAAAACAAAUCAAUCUAAGGAUUGUUUAAUGUUAAAAGAACAACUUGAUAGAGUGUCAUUGAUUUUAAAAUGAAAACGAAACUUGUGACUUGGCACAAAGAUACAACGAUCUCAUUAUAGUCUUUAGUCUGUAUAUAGAAGAUGUGCAUAAAAUAUAUAAAUAUAUAAAAUAGAAAAUAAAUUUUCAAACUGAAAUGUAAAAAA
This is a messenger RNA of Drosophila kikkawai, 2483 nucleotides long. RefSeq names its product odd skipped (gene odd). Gene Ontology annotation, cellular component: nucleus. Lineage: Eukaryota; Metazoa; Arthropoda; Insecta; Diptera; Drosophilidae. Gene Ontology annotation, molecular function: DNA-binding transcription factor activity, RNA polymerase II-specific; RNA polymerase II transcription regulatory region sequence-specific DNA binding. The record is from RefSeq and is a predicted model, not a curated record. Gene Ontology annotation, biological process: embryo development; embryonic pattern specification; embryonic hindgut morphogenesis.